UCCAUGGGCUCGGAGCGGGUGGAGAUGCGUAAGAGACAGAUGCAGGUUCAUCAGGAAGCAGCUUCCAGUGUCCUCCAAGCGCGCCACAGCAUGGGAAACACCCCCACCAACGCCUCAAACGCCUGCUGCUUCUGCUGGUGCUGCUGCUGUAGCUGCUCCUGUUUGACUGUUCGGAGUGAAGACGAAACAAUCCAACAGAGAUCCACUUUUGAGCGCAGAACAGAAGAAAUCACUAAUUGUGAGGAAAGCCCCAAGCCCACUGUGGAAGACGCACGCUCCUGGACAAUUUCAUUUGAAAAGGUGAUGAAAAGUGCAGCCGGGCGCAGCUGCUUCAGGCAGUUCCUGCGGACAGAGUUCAGCGAGGAGAACAUGAUGUUCUGGCUGGCCUGCGAGGAGCUUAAAAAGGAGACAAACAAGACUGUGGUGGAAGAGAAAGUUCGUCAAAUAUACGAGGACUUCAUUUCAAUCCUUUCCCCUAAAGAGGUCAGUUUGGACUCCCGCGUCCGAGACGUGAUCAACCGCAACAUGCUGGAGCCGACCUCGCACACGUUCGACGACGCCCAGCAGCAGAUCUACACGCUGAUGCAGAGAGACUCGUACCCGCGCUACAUUAACUCCACUGCAUACGCGGAUCUGCUCAAGAGCCUGGAGGAGCCCCCGCCACCACCCCCCCCACCUGAGCCAUAA
Molecule: messenger RNA, 687 nt
Organism: Scomber japonicus (chub mackerel)
Lineage: Eukaryota; Metazoa; Chordata; Actinopteri; Scombriformes; Scombridae
Product: regulator of G-protein signaling 20
Exons: 4
Coding region: 4-687 (227 amino acids)
Source: RefSeq, a predicted model, not a curated record